UGAAGAAACUACAAGUGAUGAAAUCGCACCCUUAUCAGAUAAUACUAAUCAAACACUAAGUAAUGUUUCCACCUCCUCUACAAAUAAUCGAGCACCCGUUAGAGAUUACCUUUUAUCAACUCCUGAUGGAGGCCAUAAGCUCUUAGGAGUAACAACAGACAACGCUUCCAAUAUGAUUGCUAUGGGUCAUGUUCUAAAAGAAAGAAUGCAUAAUAAAUUUAGUAAUAUUAAUAUGCAGCAUUUUCGCUGUGGUGCACAUAUUCUAAAUAUCAUUGUUGAAGAAGAAAUUAAGUCAGUCAGUAAAGAAAUUUCUAAAGCGUGGGAGUUUUCUAUUAGGCUUCAAAACUCUUCAUCGCUAAUUAGAGAAUUAAAACAAAUAUUUGAAAUAAAAAAUCAACCAUUUUUAAUGCCUCAAGCUAAUGUAGAUACCAGAUAG
Messenger RNA from Racocetra persica, 436 nucleotides. Lineage: Eukaryota; Fungi; Glomeromycota; Glomeromycetes; Diversisporales; Gigasporaceae. The record is from the annotation of a GenBank genome assembly.